AGCCAAGCUUAAACCGCGGCAGCGCGAACGAGCGCUGCAGUGGUACCCUGCGUGUUUUGUUUGAUUAUCUUGCAGCGCAUCGCUAGAUCACAGCCGCGAGAGCGCCGCAGCAUUUCUGCCUGUGCCGGCAUUUUGACGCCACUGCCGCGCGCGACGCGCAGAAGCCAUGGCCGUCAAGGACGACGACGACGACGACGCGCCAGCCGUGAAGGACGAGCCCGUCAAGCUCGAGCACGACAAGCCGGCCAAGGCGCCCUCGAUGGCCAAGCCCGCGAAAGCACCAGCUUUGGGACCGAAGAGCGCGCCGAAGCCGCCCAAGCCCCCACCACCCAAGGCGGAUGGCCUCUUCGCCAAGGCCGCGGCGGCGAAGAAGGCCGCCGAGGCGUUCCGGCAGCGGCGCCAACGCGUGAAUCCCGCGAGGCCCGGCGAUAAACCCGUACCAAAGAGGAAUCUUGGAGAUCGCAUCAAGUACCUCAAGCCCAAGCGCCUGAAGUCCCUCCAGCACAAGUUGCUGGACGAAGGGCUGUCGCUCGGCGCGGUAGGCAUCGCGUGCGCCCUACUCGUCUUCCUCUUGGCGUGGUGUCGGAGGCGCUACCGGAGAAAGAGGCGGGGCCUGCCCCUCCACACCGGCGGUGGGAAGGGCCACAAGCAGCGGGGCCUCUUCGGCCCUUCGGAGGUCGUUCCCAACGACGUCCAACAAGCCUGCCGGACCAACCGGUCGACCGUCGUCGAGGCCUGGCUGCGGCGGUGCGGGUCGCCGGACGCGCGGGCCUCGGACGCGCCGCGACGGAGCGUGCUGCACAUCGCCGCGGCGCAUGGCGCGGCGAACGUCUGCCGAGCCGCGUUGCUCGCGGGAGCGGACCCCAAUCUGUGUGAUGACGCGGGCGACCGGCCGUUACAUUUAGCGGCGGCGAGCGGUAGUGGAGCGUGCGUCAAGGUUCUGUUGGACCACGGCGCCGACGCGUCUUUGCCCGAUGCCCUUGGUCAAGAUGCGAAGACGCGCGCAAGGAACGCGGGGAACACGGGCUGCGGUUUAUUAAUCUCGAAGCGGCUGGCGGCGCAGUCGCGCGCGGACACGCGGAUCGCCUUUCGAGGUCCGCGGUCGGACGACCGGCACCAGGCGUAAUACAGUAUCACAAUA
Pelagomonas calceolata is the source of this 1141-nucleotide messenger RNA. The record is from the annotation of a GenBank genome assembly. NCBI's taxonomy places the organism in Eukaryota, Pelagophyceae, Pelagomonadales, Pelagomonadaceae.